Messenger RNA from Galendromus occidentalis (western predatory mite), 2093 nucleotides. RefSeq names its product ubiquitin carboxyl-terminal hydrolase nonstop (gene not). Gene Ontology annotation, biological process: protein deubiquitination. Bases 296 to 1804 code for a protein of 502 amino acids. The record is from RefSeq and is a predicted model, not a curated record. NCBI's taxonomy places the organism in Eukaryota, Metazoa, Arthropoda, Arachnida, Mesostigmata, Phytoseiidae. Gene Ontology annotation, molecular function: zinc ion binding; cysteine-type deubiquitinase activity. The transcript has a single exon.
AGCCAGCAGCAGCAGUAGCCAUCCAUCCAGUUAGCAGAGCAGCAACAACACUAGCUGCUAUCUUAUAUGUGUUGUCGUCGAGAGCUGUAUUGCUGCUGACUGGACGACGAGGAGUCAGCGCCCCGCACUGACAGCGAUCGGUCCGAAUGAUCGACCCAGGGAAAAAAAACUUUUGAGCCCACCGACUUCCCUCCAGCAACAAUCGGCGGCGGCUGUGGUGGUGGUGGUGCUGGCGGUGGUGGCAGUGGCGACGAGGUCCUCCGAGGACCAAGUGCGAUAAUCACAAGGCCGCAAAAUGGCUGAUCGUCCAGGAGGUCUGUGCUCUCACAUCGCCGAGCAACGGGACCUCGUAAUGGAGUCGUACAAGAUUGUCAUUUCGUUUCUGAUCUCGCCCGAGAGCAGGGAGAACCUCGAGAAGAGAGUGCAGCGCUUCAAGUGCUACACAUGUGAAUCGGUGGGAGCGAGGUGCCGAUUGCACGCCUGUCUUCAGUGCUGUUACGUGGGUUGCCGUCUCUACAACCACAGUCAAGAACACCACGAAGAAAGCAAUCACCAUGUGGCGAUUUCGUUGUCGCACGGUGUUUUAUAUUGUUACUUGUGCGCUGAAUACGUCCACGAUUAUGAGUUCGAUAUCAUAGCAAUUAAGGCUCGACAAAGACUCGCCGACUUUUUGGAUCUUAACGAAUUUGUGCGCUCGGUUCCUCUAUGGAAUCCCAAGUACGGAGAAUUGGAACUGUUGAGUUUGCAGCCGAAGCGGAUGCGGGUCGAUUCGAAAACGCCCAUCGGUCUCCGAGGUCUGUACAAUUUGGGCAACACCUGCUUCAUGAACUGUAUCAUACAAUGUUUAACGCACACCCCGUUCCUGAGGGAAUACUUUCUGUCACAGCAGCAUAAAUGCAUCCGUUCGAGUCCUGCUGACUGUCUCGUCUGUGAAAUGUGCUCAAUCUUUCAAGAAUUCUACUCAGGGAAAAUAUUUCCUCAUGUUCCGACGAGGCUCCUAUACCUCGUCUGGACACACGCUCAGCACCUCGCCGGUUAUGAGCAACAAGAUGCUCACGAGUUUUUUAUGGCUACCCUCAACCUCGUCCACAAGCAUGCCAGCGGUACGGAUAUCCCCUACAGCGGAGGUUGUAACUGUAUAAUUGAUGUGAUCUUCACUGGAAGCCUGCAGUCAGACGUUGUGUGUCAGAGCUGCCACGGGGUUUCGACCACGAUCGAGCCUUUCUGGGACAUUUCUCUGGAUUUGGGCCAACAAACAGCCGGUGACAGCCGAAAGCCUCGAAGUUUAGAUCGAAAGAAACUCACUGACUGCCUGGAGAACUUCACCCGAGCAGAACAUCUGGGUUCGGCGGCCAAAAUCAAGUGUUCCAAGUGCAACUCGUAUCAGGAGUCGACCAAACAGCUCACCUUCAAAAAACUUCCACUAGUAGUAAGUUUUCACCUGAAAAGAUUCGAGCAUUCGAAACUGCUGCAUAAGAAAGUUUCGACUCCGAUCGCCUUCCCCCAACAACUCGAUCUGAGCCCCUACAUGGCGAAACCAGAAGAACAGGAAGAAGCCGAUCCGACGUCGACGUCGCACGAUCCGUCGUUCUCUCGACCGCAUACUUAUUCUUUGUUUGGGGUCGUCAUACAUCAGGGUACGCUACAGACUGGACACUACACGGCGUAUAUCCGACAGAGUCCCAACGGAUGGUUCAAGUGUGACGACUGUGAAAUCAAGACCGCUACUAUUGAGGAAGUUCUAAAUUGUGAAGCGUACUUGCUGUUUUAUCAUAAAAAAUACAUUGAGUACGCCGUCGAAUGAUGAUUGAGAAUAAUCCUGACAAUCUGCCCAGGCUGUGCCCAGCCAAUUCUCAGAACGAGAUAGUUGGGUUCUCGUUCAUUGAGGUAGUAUUUAUUUCCUCCCCACCUUGCUUUAUGUAUAUACCUACUUAUUUGACGGAGAGUCUCUCUAUAGGAAAAGAAAUGAGAAACAGUGAAUUAAUUAUGUGAAUGCGAUCAGAGCGACACACCGGACUUGUUACCUAAUGCUUAGCUUGAGAGCCUGUACAAGCAUUUGUAAAAUAAAAAAAGAAUGUGUCGUUUACCCCUCA